This is a messenger RNA of Magallana angulata, 3119 nucleotides long. RefSeq lists its product as uncharacterized. The coding region runs from base 203 to 2338 and encodes 711 amino acids. NCBI's taxonomy places the organism in Eukaryota, Metazoa, Mollusca, Bivalvia, Ostreida, Ostreidae. The transcript is spliced from 9 exons. The record is from RefSeq and is a predicted model, not a curated record.
ACAAAGAAAAUAAAUCGUUUUGUGUCGUUUAGAUUAAUUUUAAUGAAAAUCAUUCCAGCCCAUGAGGUCAAAUGCUAGCAUCCAUUUUUUUUAAUCGGGCUCGGAAUUACAGGGAAAAAUGUCAACAGUUUCUGAACAUCCAACUAAUGGCAAUGAUCUCAGAUAGAACGUCAGAUGUUCCAGGCGUCAAGUUUAAUGAGCAAUGGAGGAUAACACAAGAGAAGAGGGUGAUGAGGAUGGUAAAACACAUCCACCAUUUUCCGGAAAAAUAAAGAAAAGUGAAAUUAAUAGAGUUCAGUCGCCUGCUUGUGAUUCAGAUUCUGGUGAAUGUCAUUGUAAAAGCAGCCACACAAGGGAAGGGCUCAGGAGAAAGUCCUGGAGUGGAUCAAAAUAUUCAAAAGGGAAAUCCAAGAAAACUCCCACAAUUCCUUGCUCUUCCUCCGAAGCUUGUGAGUAUGACAAGGAGCAUGGAGAAGAUGAGGAAGAGGAAGGGGAGGGAACUCAAGCAGAGCAUCCAGAGUUAUCUUCCCUUUUAAAUGGUCUGUGCAAUUCUAAAUAUGGUAACAAUUCUCGAGAAAAUAGUCUGCGAUAUUCCAGCUUACAAAAAAAUCGUAGGGACCCAAAGAACCAGAAGCCAAAUCGAAAAUCAGGAGAGACUGCAGUGAACCAGGAUAAUUCAGGGCCGGGAGCCAGUCAAGUUCAGGGUACCAGUCAGACAUGUGACUUUAUGUCGGGGCUACACUAUGCCAUUCCGUUCUUGUCAGACCGACUGAGAUCCAGUCUAUUAAACAGACUACGCUGUCAUUCAGAACCCAGGGACAUAGGUACGAAUUGUGUCACUGAGUGCGCUCCACAAACCAGGGACCUACGGAAUGAGCCGAGUGACUCGGACAGCAGUAGUGAACGGUACGAUCUCCCAGAAAUCCCACGACCUCAGACUCAACAAUUACCUCCUCGUUGUCAUGACAACCUGAGUAAACAGACCCCUUUGCCAUUCCAAUCAGCCACUCAAGACAGGGCUAGCUCUUCUCUUCCAGCUGUGAAAAAUGUAACGUGUCGUCAGAAAGAUUCUGAGAGUCAUUCACAAACUGCAGCCAAAGAUUUGAAAUAUUCAGAACAAGAUAAGAGGAUGGGUUUUUGUGGAGGUUGCUCUGUACAGCAGGGAGGUAUAAGGAACAGCAACCAGAGAUCAUGUGACCGUCAUGAUAUGGGUCAUGAUGAAUCAUGCUCAUGUGUCACGGACAAUCAUGAUGAAUCUAGUGAUAUAAAUCAUGGCGACAAUGAUAUAUGGCAUGAUUGUGUGGAGGGCGCUGUUUGCUCCUCAAGGGAGCCAAGUGUUGAGGGUAAUCAUGAGGAAUCUUGUCAUGAAAAUCGUGGUGGCAAUGAUAUGUGGCAUUGUGUGGAGGGCGUUGUCCUUUCCGACAAUGAUGAGGACAUUGAGGCGGCAGUGAAUCGCCUAGCGGAGGAUGUUGGGAAAUACAACUUCCUGGAACAUUUGAAUCUUGAUCAUCUUGAUGAAGAAAAUAAGGACAAUAGUGGUAAAUCAUGCGGCAGUGACAGUGAUGUGUGGUAUCAGUUUGUGGAGGGCGGUGCUGGGUUGGACAGUGGACUCGCCGCGUGUUCUGACAAUGACCCUGAUUUAGAGGCUGCUGUCAACUGCCUCGUGGAGCAAGAAGAGAAUAUCAGCUUCAUUGAACAUGAACUUAAUAAGGCAGAAGAUGAGAUUUCCAGUGAUGACUCCUCUGAGACGGUCCCUGACCUAUUUUCGAGUCUGAGCUCAGACAGCUGUCAGGCUGACGACGAGUUUGAGUGUGAUUGCGGGCACUGUGUUGGCUCAGGUCAAGGUCACCAUGACAAUGUCCUUGACCUUGAUUGGCAGACUGCUGACAGACUGGAGAGCUCUGGAAGGGAAGAUAACUCUAGUCCUGAAAGAAUCCCUGUUGGCUCUGUGACCUCUGAACCAGAGGAUGAUGACAUUGAGGAGGGGGUUUAUCAGAUCAGCCUGCUGCCUCCACUGGACUCACACCAGCUGGAGGCCAUGUUUGAGACAAUGAUUGCCCAGCUACAGGAGAUAAAUCUUGGGGGUGGGGAGGAACAGGCUCCACCCCCCGCCUCAGUAUCUACCAUUGAGAGCCUUCCUUCCAACCCAGUCACGGACCAGCAAAUCGAUGACCUUGCCCCCUGCUCUAUAUGUCUGUCCUCUUUUGUUGUCAUGGAUACCAGUUCCCAUCUUCCGUGUAACCAUUUGUUUCAUCUCCACUGCAUCCAAGCUUGGCUGGCCAAGUCUGCUACCUGUCCUGUCUGCAGACGUCAUUUAGAGUCUCCAGGAAACAGCUAGUGAGCAUGCCCAGUCUACAGGAAAUGACAUCAUGAUACCUCAUAACCCCAUCACUUUUGACAUCGAAAAUUAAUGAGAGAAAAAUGCAAGAAGAUUGUUGUAUAACUCAUGUUGUUACAUGUACCAGUGGUUUAUUAAGUGGUCUUGUUUCAUGUAAAGCAAUAUUGCUUCAUGUUGCUUUUUAGUUUUAAGUGGAACUAACAGAAUUGUAUUAUACUGUAUGUGUCUUUUCCAAAUGUGGAGUUGAAAUUUACUCUAGGAUUGGAAACAAAGGUCUUUACUUUCCAACAUUCUUUCAAUUUUUUUUUUUCGUUCUUUUUUUUUUUUUUUGCUUUUUAUUACAUAAUAUCAGCACCUAUCUUUUAAAAAAUUGUUUUGUUAUGUUUUUGUUUUAUCAUAUUAUUAAUCAUUUUUGUUUGAGUUAUUUAUAUGAGAAGAAUUCAUUUUUUAUGAAUUAAAAGUGCAAUAUCAUUUGUGAUUAAUUAGAAGCUUUGGUGUAUAUGCUUACUGUAUAUGUAUAUGCCAAGGGCACAUAAUAGCUUUUACAAAAUCCUAUUGUUUUAAAAUUCAUUCUCAAAAUACAAGUAGGGUAUAUCAGCUUGUAAAUGUAUAUGGUUUAAUUUAGGGAGAAAUGUGUAACACUGUCAUCUAUAUAUAUCACGUAUGCUUGAAAAAUCUUCUGCAAUCGAAAAAAACAUGGUAUUAUUUCUGCAGUUACUUGUUAUGGCGUGUAAUGUUAUAAAUGAUGUAUUGCAAAAUAAUAAAUCCUUUGAAUGCUCUU